AUGCGUGAGUCUGUUCACGUACUUUGCAGUUUCAUCUGACCAUCAUAGAUCAUAUGAGAAAGUGGAGAGCGAUCUCAGGUCUCUGCUUUCUCGACUGCAUGUCCUCGUUAUGGGACCAGGACUAGGCCGCGAGGAUUACAUGCAGUCUUAUGCUCGCCUGGCGCUGUCUAUCGCUCGUGAACAGGCUAUGUUUGUCGUCCUCGAUGCUGAUGCUCUGUAUAUGGUUGGGAAGGAACUUCCUCUCGUCAAGGGAUACUGCCGUGCGGUGCUCACUCCUAAUGUGGUCGAAUUCAAACGUCUAAGCGAGUCGGCAGGCGUUUCGCCAGAUGUACCGACGAAGGAACGCGCUGGAGAAGUUUCUAAACUACUUGGAGGUGUCGUAGUGCUGGAGAAAGGUCCGGUUGAUUUAAUCGCGAGAGAUACUACGGGUGAAGCUGCUAGUCAUGAGGCGAGUAAGCUGGACGAGGGCGAUGAGGAGCGGCAACGUGUGAGGGAAGUAGUUGAGGUAGAUGUAGAAGGCGGGUUGAAGCGGUGUGGUGGCCAGGGUGAUGUUCUCAGCGGAACGGUUGGGGCGAUGCUUGCGUGGGGGAAAUGCUACGAAGACGGUGCCUUCGGCGAUGGGAGUAUUCCUACUUCUCGUCUCCCGCUUCUGGCAGCGGUGGGUGGAAGUAUGGUCACCCGAACCAGCAGUCGAAUGGCGUUUCAGCUACAGGGAAGAGGUCUUGUCACGCAAGAUAUGCUUCCGCAGCUUGGUAAAUCUUUCUCGGAGGUCUUUGGAGAAGACCUGUGGGCUGGAGAUAAAGGCAGGCUUUAGGUUUAAAGACAAGGGAGGAUAGAAGACAUCUGCAUGUGCAAUAGAAGAAGUUCCGCUCUGCAUUCACCUGGUUCGGGAAGAGGAACAGUUGUGACGUGACUAAUGUGACAGAAAGAGGGGGGAUUAUGGACAAGUCUUCCCCAAGGUCGGGCGGGGCCUGCAGGGGCAGCCUCGGAGGGAAGGAGUUCAACUCUGAGGCACAAAAAGACAUGACUAAAUCAUGCAACAGACCCUGAAUGUAGAAAGGCAGUCAACACUCAUCUAUAAACUACAGUAGGGACAACAAUUGAAUAUUAACAUUUUUU
Suillus fuscotomentosus is the source of this 1119-nucleotide messenger RNA. Its product is annotated as Ribokinase-like protein. The record is from RefSeq and is a predicted model, not a curated record. NCBI's taxonomy places the organism in Eukaryota, Fungi, Basidiomycota, Agaricomycetes, Boletales, Suillaceae. Gene Ontology annotation, biological process: metabolite repair. Gene Ontology annotation, molecular function: ATP-dependent NAD(P)H-hydrate dehydratase activity. The transcript is spliced from 2 exons. The coding region runs from base 110 to 814 and encodes 234 amino acids.